Molecule: messenger RNA, 1613 nt
Organism: Rhipicephalus sanguineus (brown dog tick)
Lineage: Eukaryota; Metazoa; Arthropoda; Arachnida; Ixodida; Ixodidae
Product: sequestosome-1
Exons: 7
Coding region: 241-1374 (377 amino acids)
Biological process (GO): endosome organization; mitophagy; aggrephagy
Cellular component (GO): aggresome; amphisome
Molecular function (GO): K63-linked polyubiquitin modification-dependent protein binding; zinc ion binding; protein kinase C binding
Source: RefSeq, a predicted model, not a curated record
ACAGCAAGGAAACUGAUCACAUGACGAGAAAGGACCAAUGUUUACUAACAAAAUGGUGACUCCUUGCAGUGGGGCCAAGCGGGGCAUAGGGAAGUAGCCGAUAGAAUCGUCGAGAACAUUUGAACUAGUGCAAGUCAUUUGAGAGCGAGCAUAUAUAUACCAUAUAAACCACCGAGGAGCACCCGCCGUCGCUUUGGAGUACUACAUCUUGGACGUCGUCGCAAACCUCAAGUGUGCAUCAUGGCAGUGACGAUCAAGGCUUAUCUGGAAGAUGGAGAGAUCCGCCGAUUUGUCAUCGAGGACCUGCGGGACUAUCACACUCUUCACGAGAGAAUCCAGUCUGCCUUUCCAGCCUUGGCUGGCAACAGGCAGUUCACUCUUUCCUGGAGGGAUUCAGAGGGAGACGAGAUUGUCAUGUCCAGUGAUGCAGAACUGGCGCAGGCUGUGCAGAACAUGAAAGAUGGCCUGUUGAGGAUUUCUGUGACCAUCACUGACCAGACGAAGCGAGGUGGAGCUGUUCCCAGCACAUCGACGCAGGGGCUUCACGCUGGAGUUGUUUGUGACGUUUGUGACCAGGAGAUUCGUGGCGUGCGUUACAAGUGCCUGCAGUGUGAAAACUACGACCUCUGUGGGCCAUGCCAUGGAAGGAAGGUGCACGAGGAGCAUGACUUGCUCAAGCUUGUCAACCCUGGCAUUCGUCCUGUGUGGUCAUUUCCUGGCUGGAAGCGCUUGUGGCGCCAUUGUGGCAACCCUCGAAGAGGAGGCUGCCCAGUCCAAGGAGGUUCCCAUCGCAUGGCACACAGGCCAGACCAGAAACAGCAGUACCAAGAGAUCCUGCGUGGCAUUGGAGACACUGUGGCCAACUUUCUUGAACCUCUUGGCAUCACAGUCGAUGUGCUGAACGACAUGGCCAGCAACACUUCACCACCACCAGAGCAGCAGCCCAAGAAGGACAGUGCCACAGAGCCCAUGGACACAUCAGCGGCCACUGGCGAGAGCCAUGCUGCAGAGCCACAGAGACCUGUUCAAGCAGUGGCCAACAGCAGUGUGCUGGGGGGACCAUUCACAAUGGCCGAGACCAACAGUGGGGAAGCCCAGGAGGAAGCACCCAGGGCUUCUGAGCCUGCAGCGGAGGUUGAGGUGCCCUCUGGCUGGACUCUAUUGAAUGCACUGCGGGACUCCCAUCUGGGUGAUGACCUCCCUCGUCCCGUGAGCCUGGCUGCUCAGGCUGGAGACAACCCUGUGGACAUUGCCUUGGGCCAGAUGCUGGCCAUGGGAUUCAACAAUGAGGGCGGUUGGCUGCGUCAGCUGCUUGAAGUCAAGCAUGGAGACAUUGGAGCAGUCCUCGAGUCACUGCAUCCCUCCCCCAAAUGAGGCCACUGGAGCCGUGGUUGGAUUAAAUUUUUUUUCCUAUCAUUACUUCGGUAGAGUUCUUGGUAGUGUCUUAUGUGCAUGCCCAAAGUGUCACUGCCAGUAUUCUUAAUUUUUCGAUUUUAUGGCGGUAUUGUGCUCCCCUCAAAGUUGCAUAACUGGGGUUCCACUGUAUCAUGUAGAGACAUCUCUGACAAGCAUAUGUAAAGUGCAAAUAAAAAUGUUUUAUAUUCUCUUGGUGA